AUGACCAUGAACGUGACUUCUGCAUUCUACGAUUCGCUCGUUCCCUCUCCACUGACCUAUCCAUGGUACCACUCGUCCAAACCCGACCUGCUCGACUGGGCAUCUGACAAGCAUCUCUCGCUAGCAGCCCCCAUCAUAGCCUAUUGGGUCUACUCCAUGUUCUUCCAUGCACUGGACACAAUCGAAAUCCCAUUUUUCGAGAAAUACCGCAUCCACGAGAGCGAAGAGGUCAAGAGCCGCAAUUUGGUCUCUCGCAUAGAUGUCAUCAAGGCCGUGGUUUUGCAGCAUGUUAUCCAGACUAUCUUGGGUCUGGUUCAUCUCGACGGAUCUGGCUCCGAGUCUUCGUAUAACCACACAGCUGGCAUGCGAUACUGGGCUCCCUGGGUCGUUCAUGUCGUCCGAUUGGCAUGUGGACCGAUGACAGCGGAAAAUAUUCUCGAAUCGUACGGACACCAACUCGUCCAUUUUACGUACUGGUGGUUUAUCCCCGGUGUCCAAUUCAUGUUUGCAUUGUUCGUGAUGGACACAUGGCAGUACUUCCUCCACCGUCUUUUCCACGUGAACAAGUAUUUGUACAAAAAGUUUCACUCGGUUCAUCAUAGGCUCUACGCUCCUUAUGCCUAUGGCGCGCUAUACAACCACUGGUUUGAGGGUCUCGUGCUCGACACCCUCGGUGCUGCCGUUUCCCACUAUCUCGCGGGGAUGGGCAUCCGACAGGGCAUCUUCCUCUUUGCGUUUUCUACCCUCAAGACUGUCGACGAUCACUGCGGCUACGCACUACCGUUCGAUCCUUUCCAAUUAUUCUUUGGCAACAACGCACCGUACCAUGACGUCCCCAUCAGGUUCUCUUAUGGCCUCAAGAAAAACUUUAGCCAGCCCUUUUUCGUGCAUUGGGACACCAUCCUCGGGACCAAAAUGGAGCCUCGCAAACUCACAGACAAGUCUGAUGCACGUCUCAAGAAAAAGGAAAAGGAGCUAUAA
Molecule: messenger RNA, 981 nt
Organism: Rhizoctonia solani
Lineage: Eukaryota; Fungi; Basidiomycota; Agaricomycetes; Cantharellales; Ceratobasidiaceae
Product: Fatty acid hydroxylase superfamily
Exons: 3
Coding region: 1-981 (326 amino acids)
Biological process (GO): lipid biosynthetic process
Molecular function (GO): iron ion binding; oxidoreductase activity
Source: RefSeq, a predicted model, not a curated record